Molecule: messenger RNA, 2616 nt
Organism: Hypoxylon trugodes
Lineage: Eukaryota; Fungi; Ascomycota; Sordariomycetes; Xylariales; Hypoxylaceae
Product: AFG1-like ATPase-domain-containing protein
Exons: 1
Coding region: 526-2505 (659 amino acids)
Cellular component (GO): mitochondrion; cytoplasm
Molecular function (GO): ATP hydrolysis activity; ATP binding
Source: RefSeq, a predicted model, not a curated record
CAUUAUUUGAUCUUUCCGUCCAACCAGUUUGCAUGGCGAAUCCGGGGCAACCUCUUAACCUCUUAACAUGAGCUUAAACCUUGACGAUGACCUCAACAUGGGAUUAACUAGUGAAUCACAUCAACACAUUCUAAUGAAUUGCUUCCCAUCGUGUCACUAAUUUUUAUAUUGGUUCUCUUCUAACUUACCUGACAAUCAUUCCUAUAUAUACGAAACAUUUCUCCAAUUAUUCAUCUUACCAAUAGAUACCUACUACUUUAAAACUUGUUACAUAAAAUACCUUGGUACUACCUAUAUAUAGGUUGGCAUAUCAUAUGUUUCAUUGGCUUGAAAUGUCUAUCAAUCAACACACCGAAAGACACCGAACGUCACCGAAGAAUCCAACAACAUAAUUGACAUCACAAUUUCACAUCAUUCGUCUACACUACAAUUACUAAUUCCUAUGAACAGCCACUUAGGGAUUCAGUAAGCUCCAAUGUUGUACAUAUAGUCCGGCCGGAGUUUCAAUACGGAGAAAUAAUCAAAAUGAGACGAGGGAUCCAUUCGGUCACAAUCACAGAUCCCUUGGUUAAGUAUCAAUCAUUACUCGCGACCGGCAUUUGUAGUCCUGAUGUUGCUCAGCACAGGCUAGCAAUACAUCUCCAAAAAGUUUACCAUCGCCUCAAGGACUAUGUACCAUCUUCAGAGUAUCGUACCCGACUCAAAGCUCUAACCAGCGCCCUAGACCGAACUAAGAAGAGCGAUGAAAAUGCGUCUCCUACUCUCGCAGUCGAGAGCCAUCCUAUCUGGCGCAAUCCUCUUUUUGCUCGGUUCAUCGCACGCAGUGAAAACAAGGAUACACUAGCUCUAAUGAGGAUCCUAACAAGUCACGAAGAGGCAAUUCAAAUAGACUCGCCCCAGGGCUUAUUUCUAUCGGGUGAAGUAGGUACAGGCAAGUCAAUGCUUCUCGACCUUCUUGCCGACGGUUUGCCCACAAGCCGAAAAAGAAGGUGGCAUUUUAAUACAUUCAUGCUAUAUACACUAUCGCAGCUAGAGAGUUUCCGGAAAUCACAUCAGCAAUUAGAUCGCGCUGACCAGGAAUAUUCACUAUUAUGGAUGGCCAAGGAUAUGGUCGAAAAAUCGCCGAUCCUUUUCCUAGACGAAUUUCAAUUGCCAGACAGGGCAGCGAGCAAGAUCCUCAGCAAUUUAUUCAUUGCUUUCUUCCAGUUAGGGGGUGUCCUUAUUGCUUCCUCAAAUCGCAUGCCGGAAGAGUUAGAAAAAGCCACCGGGAUUGAUUACGUUCCACCCACAGCUAGUGGCAUUAUAAGUCAAGUUUUGGGACUCAGGAAAACUCGAACGAAGGGUGAACUAUUCGGUUCUACGAGCGAUUUUGCGUCAUUCCUUGAAGUUCUAAAGGCGAGAUGCGAAUUUUGGCAUAUAGAUGGAGGAAGAGAUUGGAGGCGUCGUGAGGCUAGCAAAUCGCCAAACCAGCGUGUUGGUGCCCCUACGGAUAGUCACAUAUCCGAUGGCUUGACUCCUGAUUUUAUAGGCGAGCAAGAGGUUAGUGAAUCGGAUGUUGCCAUUGCAGCGCCAAGAAAUUACUUCCUGUUGGACAAAACCGAUGAAAAUUCAUGGACAAGAACAUUAAACGAAUUAAUCUCAUCUUCCAAUGAAAGAGAUGUACCUUGGGAAUCAUUAACAUUGACCGUCUAUGGUCGGGCUAUCACGAUUCCCCAACAAUAUGGUGGAACGGUUUGGUGGGAUUUUAAGGACCUCGUGUCCUCAUUCGGACCAGCCGAUUAUAUCACAAUGGCUUCAACCUUUCAUACAUUCAUCAUCGACGGAAUACCAACUUUAACGGUUCUUAAGAAGAACGAAGCUAGAAGAUUCAUUACGCUAUUAGACGCUUUAUACGAAGCUCGUUGUAAGCUUAUCGUCCGGGCUGAAGCCGGUCCAGACAACUUAUUCUUUCCGGAGACAAAAGUCGCCCCCUUACCGGUAAAACAGGAUUCUCAAGGAAACCAGAGUGUUGACGAUGAUGCCAUACACUCCGAAACCAUUUCCGAGGCUUAUCAAGACACAAUGUCUCCUUUCAGACCUAAUAUCUCAUCAUAUACAGAUUCGAGCAAUACGGAUUAUGACCCAGAUCAGGAUUCAGAUUUUGGCGUAGGGCGGAAGUCCAAAGUGGAUUUCAGUAACACCAGUGCGUUCACUGGAGAAGACGAGCGGUUCGCGUAUAAGCGAGCGACGAGCCGCCUUUGGGAGCUUUGCAGUGCCCAGUGGCACGCUCGCACGGGUAACUGGUGGCAGCCAUUGCCGCAAGACGCGCGCCAUUGGGAAGCCUCACCGGCUUCAAAGCCCCGACCAUGGCAAGGUACACCAAAUAUUCGAGGCGAUGACGCUAGGAUGGGCCCAAUCGUAGAAUUAGACGAGCCAACAGGCUUACAGCGGUUGCGAAUCGAUGAGCUGAGAAAAGCCUCUUCUGGAGAAAAACGGGAGGACCAUAGGAAAGAAGAUCAUAGAUAAGAUUAACAUGUGAUGUUGUAUUUAGACCAUCAUACAGGAACGCGCAAGCAAUCAUAUAAACGAAUAAUACAUUCAGACUUGACGGAAACAAACGCCUAGACUCCAUGCUCU